This is a messenger RNA of Neltuma alba, 1828 nucleotides long. RefSeq names its product ubiquinone biosynthesis monooxygenase COQ6, mitochondrial. The record is from RefSeq and is a predicted model, not a curated record. Gene Ontology annotation, cellular component: mitochondrion. Bases 207 to 1739 code for a protein of 510 amino acids. The transcript is spliced from 10 exons. Gene Ontology annotation, molecular function: FAD binding; 4-hydroxy-3-all-trans-polyprenylbenzoate oxygenase activity. Gene Ontology annotation, biological process: carotene biosynthetic process; xanthophyll biosynthetic process; ubiquinone biosynthetic process. NCBI's taxonomy places the organism in Eukaryota, Viridiplantae, Streptophyta, Magnoliopsida, Fabales, Fabaceae.
CUCGUCACUUGCCUAAACUCCGAUAGAACGGAUUUCGUCAACUCCACCGGUGCCACGCACUUCUCCCCACCCUGUGCUCUGCGCAUGCCGUUCUGACGGGAGCAUGAUCUCAGAUUUUCCUUCUUCUUAGUCCGCCAACAUAAUCUGUUUCAGGCGCCAAAUUUUUCUAUCCCCUCUGGAACGAGCUGUCAAUUAUUUAGCCAAGGAUGAACAGGAUGCUUGCGAGGAAGCUUGUUACAAAUAUCUCUAGAAUGAAUGUGCCUAAGAAGUCCUUCUGCGCCGAGGCGGCGGAAGUUGCUGGUUCUCUGAGUGGGAAACUUUCCAAGGAGCAUGAGAAGAAGCAGACUAUUGGCAAUAAUAUUCAACAAUAUGAUAUUGCCAUUGUUGGAGGAGGCAUGGUUGGCAUGGCUCUAGCUUGUUUCUUGGCAAGCCUGCCAAUGACAAAGCAGUUAAAUGUUGCUAUUAUUGAUAGCAAUCCAGCAGUGGGGAGUCGCUUAUGCAUCAACAAGGAUGACCCCCCUGAUCCAAGAGUUAGCACAGUAACUCCUGCAACUAUAUCCUUUCUCCGAGAUGCUGGUGCUUGGCAAUAUGUUGAGCAAAGCAGACAUGCUAGUUUUGAUAAAAUGCAGGUCUGGGAUUAUACUGGUUUAGGGUAUACUAGAUACGAUGCAAGAGAUGUAAAUAAAGAAGUUUUAGGGUGCGUGGUGGAGAAUAAAGUGCUUCAUAAUGCCUUAUUAUCACGUGUAGAGGCUACGGAUUUUCAGAAAACAAUCUUUCCAUUGAGGUUAACUUCAAUGACAUUGCAACCAGGCUCAGCAUCUACAGUGGUUGAGAAUCUGUCAUCGGAAGCAUUAUCUUCUGCUCGAAGGAAUUUAGCAAAGCUGGAACUCAGUGAUGGCAGUAGUAUAUAUGCAAAGUUGGUGGUUGGAGCUGAUGGGGGUAAAUCACGUGUUAGGGAAUUAGCAGGAUUCAAAACGACUGAAUGGAACUACUCACAGAAUGCAAUUAUCUGUACGGUGGAGCAUUCCAUUGAAAACCAAUGUGCAUGGCAACGGUUUCUACCUUCUGGUCCAAUCGCACUUUUGCCUAUUGGUGACAAGUUUAGCAAUAUUGUUUGGACCAUGAACCCAUCAGAGUCAGACCACCGUAAAUCAAUGAAUGAUGAUGAUUUUGUGGAGGAUGUCAACCGUGCUUUGGAUUAUGGCUAUGGUCCUCAUCCUAAAUCAAGCUUAAUAGAAACUGGCAACUUUUUCUCUUGGCUUAAAAUGGAUUCAACAUUCUCAGCCAAUCAGUUUUUUGAAAUUCCUCCUAAAGUAGUGAAGUCAGCGUCUCAAAGAAUGGUGUUUCCAUUGUCCUUACGGCAUGCGAACACCUAUGCAUCAAAGCGUGUGGUCCUAAUUGGAGAUGCAGCUCACACUGUCCAUCCUCUUGCUGGUCAAGGAGUUAAUUUAGGUUUUGGAGAUGCAUUUAGUCUUUCGAAAAUAAUUGCAGAAGCUAUUGCUCUUGGCAAUGACAUUGGAGAGGUACAUUUAUUGAAGAAGUACGAAACAGAGAGGAAGCCAGCAAAUAUUAUGAUGAUGGCGGUCCUUGAGGGCUUUCAAAAAGCUUACUCUAUUGAUUUUGGACCGUUGAAUGUACUGCGAGCUGCGGCUUUCCACGGGGCGAACUAUAUAUCACCACUCAAACGAAGUAUCAUUUCUUAUGCUUCUGGGGACCAGAAACUGCCCCUUUUCACUUGAGAACAUGGAACAGCCCGUCCACACUUUGGUUGUUUUCAUGUUGAUUAAUUUUUCCAUCCAAGAUGGUCAUAAGCAUAUUCCUUGAGAUA